AUGGCAAAAGAUGCAUUUUGCCACAGGCUCCCCUCUGUAAAGGGGAUUUUGCUCGUCAGCUGUCGACCAAUGGCGUUUCUGGGAGGAUCAUUGCGCGUGACGAAGAGCAUUAGCAGCCGAAAGAUGAUGGAGGGGAAGAGCCAAGGCGGGUUAGGGUCGUGGCGGCAGGCGCCAGCAGCCAUGAGGCAGCUCUUCUGGAGGGUGAGACGCGUCGUGCUGCGCCCGAAGCGCCGCACCGUGAGUUUCGGGUACGACCUCAAGAGCUACUCCCAGAACUUUGACGAUGGCCUCGUCCCUGCCCACCGCCUCUAG
Messenger RNA from Triticum turgidum subsp. durum (durum wheat), 312 nucleotides. The record is from the annotation of a GenBank genome assembly. NCBI's taxonomy places the organism in Eukaryota, Viridiplantae, Streptophyta, Magnoliopsida, Poales, Poaceae.